Chanos chanos (milkfish) is the source of this 4955-nucleotide messenger RNA. It is a transcript of the gene roraa, whose product is annotated as RAR-related orphan receptor A, paralog a. Gene Ontology annotation, molecular function: RNA polymerase II cis-regulatory region sequence-specific DNA binding; zinc ion binding; nuclear receptor activity. Gene Ontology annotation, cellular component: nucleus. The record is from RefSeq and is a predicted model, not a curated record. Gene Ontology annotation, biological process: regulation of transcription by RNA polymerase II. The transcript is spliced from 11 exons. NCBI's taxonomy places the organism in Eukaryota, Metazoa, Chordata, Actinopteri, Gonorynchiformes, Chanidae. The coding region runs from base 141 to 1700 and encodes 519 amino acids.
UCUAGCUACACUCGCGUUUUCACAUUUCUUAGUUGUGCUCUAAAAUACAUAGCUAGGCGAAGUCUCGUAGCUCUCAACCUCAUCGAGACGCAUCGUGAUACACUAGCAAUAGCUUAAAAAUAUAAAUCUGAAAAUACAACAUGGAGUCUCCUCCAGAUCCAGCAAGCGACCCGGGCAACAGCGCCUCAGAGCCGGCUACCCCGGUCAGGGAAACCCCGGUAAACCUGGAGACUCUCCGGAAAGCUGACCACCAAGCCCCCGUUCGAAGGCAGAGCUGUUCUAGCACCAACAGAGGUAUUUCAGUAACAAAGAAGACACACACUUCUCAAAUUGAAAUUAUUCCCUGCAAGAUCUGUGGAGACAAAUCGUCUGGCAUCCAUUACGGAGUGAUAACAUGUGAAGGCUGCAAGGGUUUCUUCAGGCGGAGUCAGCAGAGUAAUGCAGCGUACUCAUGCCCACGUCAGAAGAACUGUCUGAUCGACCGUACCAGCCGUAACCGCUGUCAGCACUGUAGGCUGCAGAAGUGUCUGGCUGUGGGCAUGUCACGGGACGCGGUGAAAUUUGGCCGUAUGUCCAAGAAACAGAGGGACAGUCUUUACGCGGAGGUGCAGAAACAUCGGCUCCAGCAGCAGCAGCGAGACCACCAGCAGCAGCCGGGGGAGGCUGAGCCCCUCACACCCACCUAUGGCCUGUCGGCCAAUGGCCUGACCGAGCUCCAUGACGACCUCAGUGGCUACAUGGACGGACACACUCCGGACGGCAGCAAGCCCGACUCGGCCGUCAGCAGCUUCUACCUGGACAUCCAACCUUCACCCGACCAGUCCGGACUGGACAUCAACGGCAUCAAACCGGAACCUAUCUGCGAUUUCACUCCUGGUUCCGGUUUCUUUCCCUAUUGCUCCUUUACCAACGGGGAGACGUCCCCGACCGUUUCCAUGGCGGAGCUAGAGCAUCUGGCUCAGAACAUCUCAAAGUCCCACAUGGAGACGUGUCAGUAUCUGCGAGAGGAACUCCAGCAGAUGACCUGGCAGGCAUUUCUCCAGGAGGAGGUGGAGAAUUAUCAGAAUAAGCCCAGAGAGGUCAUGUGGCAGCUGUGUGCCAUUAAGAUAACUGAGGCCAUCCAGUACGUGGUGGAAUUCGCCAAACGCAUCGAUGGCUUCAUGGAGCUCUGUCAGAACGACCAGAUUGUGCUGCUGAAAGCAGGCUCGUUGGAGGUGGUGUUUGUCCGAAUGUGCCGUGCCUUUGACCCACAGAACAACGCUGUCUAUUUUGAUGGAAAAUAUGCUGGGCCUGACGUGUUUAAGUCAUUAGGCUGCGAUGACUUGAUCAGCUCCGUUUUCGAGUUUGGGAAAAACUUGUGUUCUAUGCACCUGUCUGAGGAUGAGAUUGCCCUGUUCUCAGCGUUCGUCUUGAUGUCUGCAGACCGGUCUUGGCUUCAGGAGAAGGUGAAGGUGGAGAAACUUCAGCAGAAGAUCCAGUUGGCACUUCAGCAUGUUCUACAGAAGAACCACAGAGAGGACGGCAUUCUGACAAAGUUGAUAUGCAAAGUGUCAACCCUGCGAGCGCUGUGCAGCAGACAUACAGAGAAGCUGACAGCUUUCAAAGCAAUAUACCCAGACAUUGUGCGUGUCCACUUCCCGCCCCUAUACAAGGAGCUCUUUGGCUCGGACUUUGAGCAGUCCAUGCCUGUGGACGGCUAGCGGGCCCGCCCACCCCCUACUGGCUACACCGUCGGGAAUGUCAAGCAUGAAUUUAAGACACUUUACCAGUGCCCUGCAUACACACACACCAACAGAUACACACACACACACACACUUAUACACAUACAUACAGACACGCACUCACGCACACAUCAGGAUUGCCGACACUGCACACACACUUCCCUUUUUUUCUCUGGAGGGAGAACGGGGUGGAUUUGAUUGUGUUUUCUUAAUUUUCUUUUUUUUUUUUCUUUUCCUUUUUUUUUUUGAGGGGGAGAAUGGCUCCCUGUGUUUUUGACAGAGGUUGGAUGCUGAGCCCAGGGGAUUUGAGAUGACGAUGAGAAAACAGUGCGUGUUUCUCUCUGGCUGAACCUGAACUGCUCACACACAUACAGUUCCAGAAUGUUCCACCGAUUAUUUCUAAAGAUCAACAGAAAUUGUUUUGACUCCUUUCUCAACCAAAAAAAAAAAAAGAGAGAGAGAAAGAAAGAGAGAGAGAGAGAGAGAGAGAAAGAAAAACUGAAAAGUAAAAGCUUCUCUCACAAAGAGAAUUUUGAAUUUUGAAGUAUUUCACUAUUGAUGGAAGCAUUUUAAAUGUUCUUCUUUAAGUCACGUCAGCUGCAAGCUACGUGGCUAUCAAGCUCUGUUCAUCACUAAAAAAUUUAUUCCAUCUGGAAAAUAUUUGGUAUUAAUAUUAAACAAGUCAGAUUUUUCCCCCUCUUAUUUAACCAUUGAAACUUACUGGAUACUGUGAGAUAUCCAGUAGGGAAAUGGUUUCAGAUCUAUCCAAGCGUUAGCAUGGCCUGUGUCCUCUGCAGUGGGUGUGAUUUGGCCAGGUUCAGUCCACUCUCCUCUCCCAUGUUCAGUGUUUUAUCUGGGGGGAUUCGGAGCUCAGAAUCCAAACUGACAGUGGGAAAAAAAAGGAGCGAACAAAAAAAAAAAAAAAAGGAGAGAGAGAAAGAGAGCACUGGAGUGUGGAGUGGGGCCGUCGGCACGGUGACGAGAAGCGGCACCUUUCUAUGGACAAUCGUCGAAAAAAAAACAAACAAAAAAAAAAAAACAAAACAAAAAAGAAGAAUUCUGGUAAUUCUAAUGAAAAAAAAUGCAGAUUACUUAAGCUGUCAAAGACUCCAUCCGUCAUGGUUUGUUUUAGUGAGAAAAUGCCAAGCCACCUGCUGUUAAUCCCUCUGUGGUGGAGGGUCCCGGUAAAACGGUGACCACCUACACAAAGAAAAGGAUCCAUUCCACCUGUUUUCUAGUGUCCUACAGGGUAAACGGCUAUAAGUACUUACUAUACAGAAAAAAGUAAUGUUUAUAGAAUCUAUUUUAAAUAACAUGUAUGAUAUUAGUAGUUAGAUUAUUCUUAAUUGUUGAAUUGGUCUGGCACUUUUUUUUCUUUUGGCACCUUUCUUUAAUUUAAGACUUGUAUAUUACUUAGUGACGUGUUGCAUGUGCAAAAACAAACAAACAAACAAAAAAAACAACAAAAAAAAGACCAACAGAAAUGAAUACCACAGUCACGAUGGCUAGUUGUGGAAGCGCACGGUUCUGCUGACAGCAGUUUGCAGGUGUUUAUGUUGAUGAAAAGGCUGCUGGGAGGGCUUAGAGAGGCAUGGAAGUGACAUCUGUGAGCCCACGCUAACAACACAAGAGCUUUUGACUUUAGGGGACAUACUGGCACACCUGUAACCAUGGUGUUGACAGAGGAAGGUUUACAACAGACACUGGGUCUGUGCUGAAGUGCUCUGAGAUUUGGUUGGCUGCUGUGAUACUCGGCAUGGCAUUCUUUAGCUGAGGAGCCUGACGUCAGUGAUAGACAGAGUUUGUCAUUGGUCUUGAGCUGGAAACAGGUCUGAGCUGGACACCCACAGCAGAGAGAGAGAGAAAGAGACAGAGAGAGGGAGAGAGAAAGAGACACAGAGAGAGAGAGAUUUCCCAGCACAUUACAACCAGUCAGACAGAGCAACUGUUUUGUCAUUUUGCUCCUUUUCUGCUCAGUUAUGUUGUGGCUUAAGAAAGAGGGAACCAGAGAGGUUAUGUAUGUACAGACAGCCCAAGUGAGAGAAAACAGCAGUGUCUGCGCUGGGACAGGACUAGUGAACCAUUUAGAACAGCUCAAUGGUGUCAUCUAGUGGCUGGUAGCAGUGUAAGCCAACAAAUCAGAAAUCCUAUUCUACAAAUAAGACCCACUUACAUGAACGGUGAAAUUCAACAUCCCUUACUUUUCAAGUCCCAGUAAUGUUUUCAGUGUGUUUCUGAAGUUUGUGAAUGUGUGCUUUUGUGAGAGGUUUGUGUGUGUGUGUGUGUGUGUGUGUGUGUGUAUGCUCAUGUGUGUUAGUGUGGAGCUCUUUUAAACAUGCUUUUCUCUAAGGCCUCUGUCCAGCAGUGAUGAUAGUUAAAAGACAGACAGUGGAAAGAAAUGAGAGAAUAUGAGAAUAAACUAUUCAAAGCCUUGUCUGGUAGUAAAACUUCUAUUUUUGUAACGUGUAUAGUGCAUAAGCUGAUUGAAAAUGAGGGAGAGAGAGAAAGCGAGUGAGAUAAAGAUAGACGGUGAAUAGGGAUGGCACUUAUUUCCUGCAAUAAUUUGAAUUGGUGUUUUUGUGAAAUUGGGGGAACAAGACUAUGGGUAGAAAAAGUGCUAUUUUUAGAAUACCUGUUUGUCCUGUUUUGAGUGUGAGUUGAAAAAAAAGAAACCCUUAAUUGUGCCAUAGUUGUUGUUUCUGCUCUGUGUCUGUCCAGAAACAGAUUGUCGUCUGGCAUUCCAGUCUAACCAUGAUGUGACUUUUAGAAAAUCCCCAAAUAAUCCAGAAAUAUGUUUGAUUUUUUUUUCUCAUUUUACCCAGAGAAACAGAAAUGAACAAAAUAUCUACUUGUGAUUGUUUUGGCUCCUUGUACUGAUUCCCAUAUCUCUACAGUGUAAUGUGAAAACACACACACACGUGCACACGCACACACACAUACGCACACACACACAUUCACUCAAAGACCUGCUGUCCUCAGGGAAAAUGUCCUCUCAUGUAUGUUUGAAAUGAUCGUUUUUGGAGCUGUUUUCCCCACUUUUAGUUUCUCCUUCAGCCCUUGAAUUUACUCUGUAGUCCAUUGUUUUCACUGAGGGACUUCAGAUAAGUGGAGAUUUUGUAGCAUUUUCCAUAAAAAAGUAAGAAAGAGGAGUUAUUGUUACAUUUUGAAAGAUUGUUCAUCACAGAACUAAACAGGCACAUGCGCUCAACUAAAGAAGGAAGUUCAAAUGAACCU